This is a messenger RNA of Effrenium voratum, 1341 nucleotides long. The record is from the annotation of a GenBank genome assembly. NCBI's taxonomy places the organism in Eukaryota, Dinophyceae, Suessiales, Symbiodiniaceae.
AUGGUGAACCGGGGCCACUUGCCCACGGACCGCCUGGAGAGACAUACGCGGCCAGAGGUGCCUACGUGGGUCAGAGUGCGCGGAGUCCUCGAGGAGGGUGAGAUCCCCAACCUGGUGGGCAAGUAUGCUCGGCUGAAGAACCGCCCAGACAAGAAGCAGUAUUUGUACCUCAUAGCGGACGAGCUGGCCGAGAACGCCAACGCCCGAAACCACGAUGAGUGCCGGCAGGCGCUGGUGACAGCCAUCGAUGUCCUCCACGAGGCCGGGCUGCUCACGCUGAGCGAACGGGAGCUCUGCAAGCACUUGGCAGGACGUCGCAGGGUGGGACCUUUGAAGACGCCCUCCAUGAACCGGAACAGAGCCCUCCUGGAUGCCCUCAUGGGCACCAAUCGGAACGUGGCCAAAAAGGACAAGGUGAAUGGCGAACCCGAGUUCAAGAAGGAUGACUACUGCAAGUUCUUCCUGGCGGGCUACUGCCCGGGCAAAACGCUGGGCCGGGAGCUGGAUUCCAUCCGGGCCGAAUUUGACCCGAAGAGUGUGAUCGCUCCCUGCAACCAGCUCCAUUCCAUCGGCGUGCGGGACGAAUUCAAACAGCACAGAGACCAUGCGAAGUACAAACGUAGAUAUGAAGACGACCUCCUGCACUUGAUCGACAAGGGCAUUCGCGAGGUCGAGGACAAGGUGUCGCGGGAAAAGCGCAGGCAUGCGGAGGGCAUCGCUGUGAUGACCGACCAGGACAGGCUUUGCGAAAUCUGCGGAAUGAAGUACAAGCUCCGGUUCGCAGACAUCAACAUUCGUGAAACAGAGGGGGGCAAGUACAAGCCGGACAUCCACCCCGAGUGUGACAUCCACAAAGGCUAUGUGAAGCUCCGGGAGAAGCAGUUGGAGUUUGAGAAGAUCAUCAAAGAUCGUCCAGAGAAGGACGAGAAGGAGAAGGAGAGAAGGAUAGAGAGCCCAGUCGCAGCGCUCGCAGCCGGACGCGCCGCGAUCGCGGCGAUGACGACCGCGAUCGCGAUGUCCGCGACCGCGAUGUCCGCGACCGCGACGACCGGGGUAGCCGCAGGAGUCGGGAUGACCGGCGGGAUGACCGGCGGGAUGACCGGCGGGACGACCGCCGGGAUGAUCGUCGGGACGACCGGCGGGACGACCGCCGAGAUGAUCGUCGAGACGACCGCCGGGACGACCGCCGGGAUGACCGGGAUGACGAUGGCAGGCGGCGAAGCGCGGACGACAGAGAUCGGCGUCGGGAGCGCAGUCGCAGCCGCGGCUGACAGCCUGAUGGCUGAGUCCCUUUCUCGCUCGGCGAUGGGCGAGGUUCAGAUAUGGAUGCCAAAGACCUGA